AUGGCCUCCACGACCUCAAUGAGCCUUGCCGGGGCUUUCAGAGGUCUCACGAUCUCCGCGACGAGGCCCUCGCUUGGCCCAUGCCUAGCAGCCGCGUCUAGACAGAGCGCAUCGCCAAUCUUUAGCAAUGUCCGGCCUUUCUCUGCGACAACCGCAAAGGCCAACUGGCUGGAGCCCAGACUGGAGCGCAAGAAGAAGAUGAUGAAGGGACGACCCAGAGUACCGACCGGCGGCUCGACAAAGGGAACAACCGUGGUAUGGGGCGACUACGGCCUGCGCAUGACCGACCACCACCGACGAAUCAGUGCACAGCAAUUGAAGAUUGCAGAGGACACAAUCAAGGCCCGUCUUCGUGGAGUCAAGUACAGACUAUACAAGAGAGUCAAUUGUGACGUGGGCGUGUUUGUCAGCGGUAACGAGAUGCGUAUGGGUAAAGGAAAGGGUUCCUUUGACCACUGGGCUACCAGAGUUGCCAUCAACCAGAUCGUUCUGGAACUGAAGGGUCUUGUGCACGAACAGGUUGUUCGUGACGCAUUCCGUCUGGCUGGAAACAAGCUACCUGGCCAGUGGGAGUUUGUGAAGAAGGGAGAGCCGCCCGUCGUGGGUAUCACAAAGCUGGUGGAUGGCGUGACAUUGGAGGAACUGAAGAGACCGAGGAGGAAGAUUGAUGCAAGCGAAUUGCAUCCCGUCCCGUCUCCCAGUACAUCGCUUGAAGCGGAGAAGCCCUUGGAUCCUACACCAUAA
Molecule: messenger RNA, 744 nt
Organism: Pestalotiopsis fici W106-1
Lineage: Eukaryota; Fungi; Ascomycota; Sordariomycetes; Amphisphaeriales; Sporocadaceae
Exons: 3
Coding region: 1-744 (247 amino acids)
Biological process (GO): mitochondrial translation
Cellular component (GO): mitochondrial large ribosomal subunit; ribosome
Molecular function (GO): rRNA binding; structural constituent of ribosome
Source: RefSeq, a predicted model, not a curated record